AUGGCCGGUUUAGCAGCCUGUGCAAUUCUCGGCGGCCUCAUCUGGCUGGCCAUCCGUAGUAUUUAUCGACUCUAUUUCCAUCCACUCAGCCGGUUUCCCGGCCCCAAGUUGGCCGCCAUCACAAGCGGAUACGAGUGCUACUUCAACGUCGUCAAAAAAGGGUCCUUUGUCUGGGAGCUCGAGCGUCUACAUGAAAUCUACGGCCCCAUCAUCCGCAUAACCCCACGGGAAAUCCACAUCAAAGACUCAGACUACUACGACGAAAUAUACGCCGGCGCAGCACGUAAACGUGAAAAGGACGGUCCAGCCGUCCGCCAAUUCGACGUAGAUGGCAGCGUCUUUGCCGCAAUCUCGGCAGAAGUCCACCGCGAACGCCGCGCAUCGCUGAACCCAUCCUUCUCGAAGCAAGCAAUAAGCCAGAAUGAGACCGACAUCAAGAAACGCCUCGACCAAUUCUACCGCCAUCUUUCAAAGGCGUGUCAGACAGGUCGGACUAUCUCGUUAGACGCGGGGUUCUCGGCGCUAACCACGGAUAUAAUUCUUCACUAUGUGUUCGGGUUUGAGAGUGGGAAUUUGGAACAGGAGGAUUUCAAUGAGCAUAUUCGGGACGGGAUCAUUCAGCUGUUUACUUCGGCUCAUGUUGCUUAUUUCUUUCCUUUUGUCCCUGCGAUUAUGAAGUCGUUGCCGCUUGCGUUGGUUCGAGUGAUGAAUCCCUUUGCGGUUGCGCUGACGCUUCAGAAGGAUGAUUUGAGGCAGCGUGUUAGGAAAUUUCUUUCCGGACAUCACUCGGAGAAUGGCUGUGUUAUGGAAAAACUUUGCUCGCCAGCUAUGCCACCGCAUAUGUUGGAUGUGGAGCGAUUGACUGAUGAAGGAUUCACGAUGGCGAUUGCUGGUACCGAGACGACUGCUCGGUCUCUUUCACUUGGGGCUUUUCAUAUUUACACCAAUGAGAGGGUUAAGAACAAGCUUCGGGAGGAGCUGAGAACGAUAAUGCCGACGCCGGAGUCGUGUCCGUCUUGGAACGAACUUGAGCAACUGCCGUAUCUUUCUGGGGUUGUUUAUGAGGCUCUGCGCGUUUCGACGGGGAUUUCUACUCGAUCGCCUCGGAUUGCGCCGACGGAGACGCUGGUGUAUAAUGAUUAUCAAAUCCCGCCUGGUACACUGGUCAGCGAAACACACUUCUUCGUCUUGAAUGACCCUGACAUCUUCCCCGACCCUGAGGUCUUCGAGCCUGAAAGGUGGAUGCGCGCUACAGCCAAGGGUGAACACCUUGGUCGCUACCUGGUGAAUUUCUCAAAGGGCUCACGAAAUUGUUUGGGAAUCAAUUUAGCCUACGCGGAGUUGUUUAUGACAAUUGCAACGCUCGUCCGAAGGUUCGAUUUGGAGAUAGAUGAGAGCUCGAAGAAGCAACUCAUGUUUGUGCGAGACUUUGGAAACCCAUAUCCUGAUGAGGGUGUUCUUAGUCUGCCUGUUAAAGUCACGGCUAGUAUUGAUUGA
Molecule: messenger RNA, 1497 nt
Organism: Penicillium manginii
Lineage: Eukaryota; Fungi; Ascomycota; Eurotiomycetes; Eurotiales; Aspergillaceae
Product: cytochrome P450
Exons: 4
Coding region: 1-1497 (498 amino acids)
Molecular function (GO): monooxygenase activity; iron ion binding; heme binding
Source: RefSeq, a predicted model, not a curated record